AUGGGCUUUGAAAAGAGUCGUCGAACACGUCGCAGUAGUAGUAGUAGCAGCAGUGAUUCAGGAGACGAAUGUGCUUCCAGAAGUCAUAUUCGUCGUUUGAUGCAAGAUCGAACAGGUUCUCGAGCCAAAACUGUUGAGUGGAAUUCUCACACUUCAUGGAUUGUAUUCGCAUCAUUCCUCGUCCUCUCUCCUCUACCGUUUACAAAAUUCUCUUCUAAUUUCGGCCGUGAAAACGUUUACGAAAUGGAUAUGGAGAGAACAUAUCAAGAUGGAUUCAAGCCAAGACCUAUGGGUUUAAGAUGGAGGGAUGACGAUUGGGCUAUGCAGCAAUGGAAUUCUCCAAACGAUACCUAUCGUCCAAUUAUGGCAAUGCCCGUUUUGACUGAAAGGCAGAGGUUUGUUGGCAGACAAAUACCAACAACUUCGUCUGAAUCGGUGUCUAGUACCAGUCAAGAUCCAAGUUUGGAGGAUAUUGAACUGAUCGAUGUACUUUGGCGUAGUGAUAUUGCCGCGGAAAAAGGUUCUCGUCAAUUGACUCCAUCCGAUCAAUAUGAAAGAGAUCUUCAACUUUUGACAGAAAAAAGUACUCGCGCUCCUCUGGUUGGAGAAGAACCGUCUCGUUUUGAAGGGCUUGCCAAAGUAUACUAUGAAGGAUUCUACAACCCAUGCUCCAACAAGAACGGAAAAGCUGUAAACUCUGAACAGUAUGAAGAUAUGAAGAGUAGCGCUCCUACCGAUGACGAAUUAAACGCAUUACUGAGCGACAUGAAAACCAAAAACUCUGAACUUGAUCAGGCUAUCAGUUUUCCUUAUUCCCAGAGUAUGCUGGAAACGGAAAACACUCCUCUUUUGAACAACGUUAGUCUGUCUGAAGGAGUUGUAUUUAAUCAGAACAAUGUUACCGAAUUGCAUUAUCUCGGUAAUGAGCAAACUGUCCCUGAAAGACAGGAAUUCCCUAGUCCAUCUGCGGGUUUGUAUAACAGCUCAAGUCUUGAACUAGGAACUUCGUGGAUGCAACAACCUGAUGUAUCUCCAAAUGAAGUUUAUCCCACAGCACCACAUUUGAAUUAUGCUCCAUUCCCACCUAAUGAUACAGCUGUUCCAAUCGUGUCCACUGGGGUACAUUAUGAUCAUGCUUAUCAGACGCCUCGUGUCCAUGUAUAUGAUCCAUGUUACGGAGUUCGUUCUUCAUCGUUGAGCGAUUCUUCUUCUAUUUGCUCCUCGUCUUCGGCUACUUCUCCUUCUUACACAAGUGAAACAGAAAACAGAGCUCCAGGGUCAAGAUACUUCGGAAAGCUUGUUCCUCCACAAGAAAAGUAUUCUAAGAGAGAGAUUGAUGAAGAUGAAUAUUCUAAGCAUGCCACCGUUGUUCCGGCUCGUCGUCGUGGUCGUCAGUCGAAGGAUGAGUUUCUGGCUCAUUCUAAUAAGCUUCCAGUCUCAGCUCGUGAAAUAGCAGAGAUGGCUCUCUCCGAUUUGCAGAAAGUCUUGAAAAAUGACCGUUUAUCAGAUCAGCAAAGAGCUUUGAUCAGAAAAAUCCGAAGAAGAGGAAAGAACAAGGUUGCUGCACGUCAAUGCCGUCUUAGACGCGGCGACCGUGUUCAAAAGAAGGAAUGGUAA
Messenger RNA from Auanema sp. JU1783, 1617 nucleotides. The record is from the annotation of a GenBank genome assembly. NCBI's taxonomy places the organism in Eukaryota, Metazoa, Nematoda, Chromadorea, Rhabditida, Rhabditidae.